Octopus sinensis (East Asian common octopus) is the source of this 1165-nucleotide messenger RNA. Its product is annotated as glutamine amidotransferase-like class 1 domain-containing protein 3A, mitochondrial. NCBI's taxonomy places the organism in Eukaryota, Metazoa, Mollusca, Cephalopoda, Octopoda, Octopodidae. The record is from RefSeq and is a predicted model, not a curated record. The coding region runs from base 99 to 863 and encodes 254 amino acids. Gene Ontology annotation, cellular component: mitochondrion. The transcript has 7 exons.
UCGCUAAUCUCCGUCAGCCGCCGUCACUGUUGUCGAUCUCUCGUGGCGUAGUGAGAAAUUUCUUGUUUGGUUUGUUUGAUCAAGAAGAAGGGUUCGUUAUGUUAUCUUUUACAGCUUCCGCUGGUCGGACCCUGUACGCCGGUUCGAAUGCUAUUCUCCGCAGGGCCUUCAGUUCAAAUAUCCCGGCCGAGGCCAAAGUUGCUGUGGUUCUCUCCGGUUGUGGUGUUUAUGAUGGCAGUGAAAUCCAUGAAGCUUCUGCUGUAUUGGUGCACUUGAGUCGUAAUCAAGCCUGUGUUUCCAUGUUUGCACCAGAUGUUGAACAGAUGCACACUAUCAACCACCAAAAGGGAGAACCCAUGGAGCCAAACAGGAAUGUACUGUUAGAAUCAGCUCGCAUUGCAAGAGGCAAAAUCUCUUCUCUUUCUGAACUGCAAGCAAGUGCCUUUGAUGCAGUAAUCUUUCCUGGGGGAUUUGGAGCUGCCAAAAAUUUAUCUUCUUUUGCAAUUGAUGGGCCUGACAUGAAGGUAAUUGCAGAUGUUGAGCGAAUUCUUAAAGAGUUUCAUGAAGCCAAGAAACCUGUUGGUUUGUGCUGCAUUGCUCCUGUCUUGGCUGCUAAAGUGAUACCUGGUUGUGAGGUGACAGUAGGAUCUGACAAAGAAGACGAAAGAUGGCCAUAUGCAAGAACAACAAAGGACAUUAAGGAACUGGGUGCCACACAUAUCAACAAAGAUGUUACAGAAGCCCAUAUUGAUGUCAAUAACCGCAUUGUGACUGUUCCAGCCUUCAUGUGUGAAACAGCAGUACACGAAGUUUUUGAUGGUAUUGGUGAAAUGGUAACAGGAGUACUGAAGCUGGUUAAAUAACUUCUUUUUUUUUACUUCCAAGCGUGCAGCAAAUAUUGCUGUUUUGCUUCUUCUGAUUGCAGUUUCAUUCACUUAUUAGAUAACAGUAAAAAAAAAAAAACAAUUCAAUUAUUUAAAAAAUUAAAUAACAUGAAACUAAAAAAAAGAAAGAUCUCCCUCAAUGGCAACAUUAAUUUCACACUUGGGAAUUUAGAGAAAUUUUGAAAUGAAGAUGCUGUAAAAUUGGGCAGAUGUUCCCAAUAAAACACUCAAUGAAGAUUUACUGUAUUUAAUUUUAGUCAAAUAUAUUUAUUAUAUUUCUA